AUGAAUCACAAUGAUGACGUUCAGGAAUGUGACUCGUAGCUGGUAUAUGGAAAUGACACGUCGCUUCUUUUCGAAGGUAGUUCCAGAGUUCCAGAUGGGCACUUUAAUACAACUUUUGAGCAACUUUGAAUGGUUUUUAUCCAUAGACCAAGAAGAUCCGGCACUUCUGUACUGAAACCUGAUUCAUCAACAGAUUGCACGACAACCAACCUCCAUUUGCCACAAGUAGAAAAACCUCGACAGAAAUGGAAUUCGACAAGGUUCUCAAGACUGUCGGGGAGUUUGGCCGAGUCCAGAAGUCCAACUUCCUUCUACUGGCGUCGAUGAACGGCUUCAUGGCCAUGCACAUGCUGGCCCUGGCGUUCGUCGGGAAGGAGCCCCAGCAUGUCUUCUGUGGAGACAACCCCCGCGCCACAGUGCAUCCCUGUAGCCCCAAGGCCCGACCGUGUUCUCAUUACACCUACUCCAAUGAGUUUACGUCCAUUGUCACAGAGUGGGAUCUGGUCUGCGGCAACGCCUACAAGGUCGGACUUGUCCAGUCCAUCUUCAUGUUUGGCGUCCUGACUGGCGUCAUGCUGUUCGGCAUGAUGGCCGACAAAUACGGGCGCCGGAAAAUCUCCCUGCUGGGACUGAUUUUGAUGUCUAUGUUUGGCAUGCUGAGCGCACUGACGCAGUCCUACGUCCAGUUUGCAGUCACGAGGUUCUUGUUGGGCAUGGCUACAGGGGGAGUGAUCCUCUGCAGUUUUGUGCUUGCUACAGAGAACCUGGGCACGGCGUACAGGGGUCCUGCAGGCACGAUCCUGCAAGCCAUCUUCUGCAUUGGAAUCAUGCUGUUUGCCGUGCUAGCCUACUUCAUCAGGAGCUGGCGAGUGCUUCUCUUCACCACGACUCUGCCUCUGAUCGGCUACCUCUCUAUCAAUUGGCUUGUGCCAGAGUCGCCACGCUGGUUGGCAUCCCAGGGCCGGGUGUCCGAAGCCGAAGAUAUCCUCUACUACAUCGGCCACACAAACGGCAAAAACAUCACCAAGGCGAUGGUGAAGCUGAAAAUCAGCAGCAACCCAACAAGCGCGAAACAAUAUGGCAUACUGGACUGUUUCCGGACUCCCGUCAUCAGAUCCAGAAUGAUUAUCAUGAUAUUUACAUGGUUUACAUGUAGCAUGGUGUAUUAUGGCCUCACCAUGAAUGCCAGCAACCAGGGGGGCAACAUGUACACCAGUUUUGCCCUGUCGGGCGUGGCGGAAUUACCGGCCUAUGCCGUUUGCUUCCUUUUGUUGAACAAAUUUGGGAGACGAAAGCUGCUGCUCAUGUCCACGUUCACAGCGGGUAUCACGUGCCUUUCCCUUGUGACAGUGCCUGCACAUCCAGAAACGGAAAACCUACGCAUCAGCCUGGCGUUUGUCGGCAAAAUGGGGAUAGCGGCUGCGUUCAACAUUGUCUACAUCUUUGCCUCAGAAUUACUACCAACAGUAGUCAGGAAUAGCGGUAUGGGUGUAUGUUCUGUUGCAGCUCGAUUCGGCGGUGUAGUUGCACCAUCUGUCAUCAUGAUGGGUGAUUUAUUGGCGUUCUUGGUCUUUGGAGCUGCGGCUUUCAUCAGCGGUGUUCUGGACCUAUGGCUUCCCGAGACCCUGGACAAGGCACUGCCGGAGUCCAUCCGCGACGUCGAAGACGGCGACGUCAGGUGGAGGGACGAGGACACGGUGGUCGUCAAGGACGCCAAGUCCAUGGAGAUGGUGGAGAAGAUCGAGAUGUUCAAGAAAGAUGAGAUGGUUUGAGGCAUCAGGAGGGAAAAAACAGUCCUGGACCAAAAUGCCAAAUAAACAUCUGCGACAAGCCAGCGCACUUGCUUAUCGCAAGGAGCGAGUGUGACUUACUUUCAGUCACAAACUUCAAAAACUGAAACUAUUGUUUAUUUUCCAACGGCCAACAUUCCAUGGCUUAUCAAUAGAGUUUUUUUUAAAUGUUUUUGUUCCCUUACAAGCCAGUUCGUACACUGUAUUGCAAGGAGAGAGUGUUACUUACUCAAAGUCACAAGCUAUAAAACUGAGACUGUUGUUUAUUUUCCAACGGCCAAACUUUUCUCGGCUUAUCGACGGUAUUUUUCCAAAAAAAAUUACUUUCCUCGGCUUAUCGACAGUAUUUUUCAAAAAAAAUUUAAGUGAGGUAUUGAAGUCAGUGGCAAUUUAUUCACUGGCAAGCCAGUUCAUUCACGUAUCGCAAAAAAAAUCGAGCCUGAGUCCAGACUAUUGUAUAAUUUCCUAUGGCCAACAUUUCUCGCGUUACGAUCGACAAGGUUUUGUUCCCCAGUGUUUUGAAGUGAGAGUAUUUGUCAUGGGAGUGUAUGGCGGUUCAUUUACUGGUCUGCACCCUUAUAAUAUUAGUACAUCAGCAGGCGAUUUCACAAAACAGUGUGUAACUAAGCAACAGAUUUGUUGCGUAGCCGUGCAAUAAACUUAGAACGAUUUCACAAAACUUGGCGUAGCUUCGCAACGUUUUAAAUAAUCUAAACAUUUUGGAUGAGGAUAAUCACAGCAUUUUGCGAUGGCUGUUUGUGUAUGACUUUGUUCGUUCACGAAACAGUCAUCGAUUCACCUCAGCACGCCAUGUUGAAAAGCAUUUUGUCCAACUACGGAAUCGUGCGGCAACUCUAAAAAAAAUUGUCACUAGUAAAAUAAUUAUUUAUAACACAAGCUGUGAGUGGCUGGUAUCAACCUGAUAAGUUGUGCAAUGACAGGCUUCACAACGUUCACAAGUUGCUGGUGAAAUAGGUCAUUUUCAGUCGCUACGACACAACUUUUCACCACAUAAAACUUUUUGCCACUUAAAAUGAUUGUGCAAGUUACGCCAUAAUUUAUUGCACAAGUCGCUGACCUUGGGCAGUAUUCCAGGGAUCAGAUCGUUGAAUAUGCAUGGUGGAGUACUUAAAGUUGUUUUCAUGAAACUUGGUGUGGCUUUAGAGCAUGUAAUAUAUUUUAUUGUAAAUACAGCUUAUAUGAGGGUGGCCACAUAUGCAGCAGCUGUUUGUGUAUAGUUUCAUAUUUUUUUGGAGAGGGGGUAAAACCAGUCCUUUUGAUUCGAAAAUCACAGGCGUGUGGAAAAAGGCACACCUGGAUUUUUCUAGGUGUGUGUUUUUUCUAGGUGUGUGGUUUUCUAGGUGUGUGAUCUGUGGUCAAGGGAAAUGCAUGCGUGCAAUUAUUCACACUUCUCGGGAAGCUUUUAGGUGUGCGAUGGUGUGGGGGUGUGAUCCCACGCCUCAAAUCAGGACUGUAAAACUGUAUUUCAUCACAAUUGAAAGAGUUGUGAAUUUCUUUUUUUCAAAGUUUUAACAUUAAGUAGCAUUUCAGUGCACCAGUUUAACCUAUAGAUGUACAUUCCCCAUACAUUUGCUUUUGGCACAGAAAGGAACAAAGCAGUUUUUUAUAAUCAUCCUUGUUUGGACAUUUCUCGGUGAACAAAAAAUCCCAAAUAUACUUUUUUGUCAUGGAAACUUUCCAGUUCAAUUUGAUACCUCACAUGGGAACACCGUGUAAGAAAUAACGAGAGCACAAGCGCUGAAGCAGCUGAAACCCCAAAACUACAAGUUGCACUUAGCGAGAUUUUUGAUGGGCAUUGCUACACACAAUUAAAUGCAAUGAUGCAGGCCCCGCAUUCAGUUGUGUGUUGCAAUGCCCGUUGAAAAUCUCGCAAAAUGCAGCUUCUAUUUUGGGGGUUUCAGGGGCUUCAGCGCUUGCGCUCUCGUUAUUUCUUACACAGUGUUCCCAAGUGAGGUGUCAAAUUGAACCUGAAAGUGUCCGUGACAAAACAUAUAUUUCUGAUUGUUUGUUCUCCAAAAAAAUGUCCAAACAAGGAUGAUUCUAAAAACUGCUUAGUUUCUUUUUUGUGCCAGGUGUGCUUGUAGCUAGGUGGAUAGGGUAAUAGAUUUUCCAAAUUUUGUUUUUCAGAAAUUUGAACUGUUUUUUUUUAAUUCUGAUAUGGGUUCUAAACCUUAUCAACUUAAUUUUACUGCCAUGAUCUAACAGGGAAUGUAGAAAAUAGGAAGCACCAAGAUACUUUGUUUCUUGUCGACACAUUAUAAUCAUUUCAAGUAGGCCAUCAGCCUGGGGGUUUGGUAGGUAUCAAAUGAGGGGAAUAAUGCUCAUUGUGAUUUUUGGCAAGGUAUGCACCCCUGUAGUUGGAAAAUAUGUGAAAGCAUUGCAGCGGUGGCAGCGUUUUGGGUGCUAUCACUUUAAACAAUAAAAUGACAGCCAAAACAUAUGCUUCCACAUAUAAUUAAUCUAUAUUGGCGGCCAUUUUGAAAAAAAUAUUGAAAGUGAUAACACCCAAAAAACUGCCACCGAUCACACAUUUUUCAAACUCUAGAGUCUAGAUGUGCAUACCUUGCCAAAAAUUGCUUUGAGCAUUGCUCCUUUUGAUCAUUUGAUACCGGUGGCCCAAUUUUUGGACCAAACCCGAUAUCCUAAACUAAAGAUUGAUAACAGCAAGUACAUUAUUUAUGUAACUGCUGAAAUGCAGGCCCAUGCAGGCUCUAACUGCCAUUAUUAAUGUACAUAUUUUUUUUGUAAAUACACUAUUUAAUACCAGGGAACAAAAACUUCCAAAUGCAAAACAAAAUUGCAGAAAAGAUAAAAUAUAUAUAUUUAAUAUCAAAUUGUAUGAAUUGCUAAAAAAUUAUGAAUGAUUUUUAUCAAUUUAUUUUAAAGGGGCUACGCAGUUUUGGUAAUAUGUCUAAUUGUACCCUUUAAAAUGAAAUCAUAAACAGAAAUGUCAACGAUGAA
Messenger RNA from Patiria miniata (bat star), 4772 nucleotides. RefSeq names its product solute carrier family 22 member 15-like. Gene Ontology annotation, molecular function: transmembrane transporter activity. Gene Ontology annotation, cellular component: membrane. The record is from RefSeq and is a predicted model, not a curated record. Gene Ontology annotation, biological process: transmembrane transport. NCBI's taxonomy places the organism in Eukaryota, Metazoa, Echinodermata, Asteroidea, Valvatida, Asterinidae. The transcript is spliced from 12 exons. The coding region runs from base 246 to 1772 and encodes 508 amino acids.